Molecule: messenger RNA, 1074 nt
Organism: Rotaria sordida
Lineage: Eukaryota; Metazoa; Rotifera; Eurotatoria; Philodinida; Philodinidae
Source: the annotation of a GenBank genome assembly
AUGUAUGUUUAUAGUUCAUUAUUUUCUAUUUUCUUUAUCUUAUUGUUUUCUCAAUGUGUAAGUUUAUGUAAAAAUUUUCUUGUUCAACAUUGUACUGAUAUAACAAUUGGAUUCGAAUCUAUAUCAAAAAUUAAAUGUAUUCAACUUAUUCCUAUUCAAUUUGAUCUAUCAUUUGUCUACUCAGUAGAAAAUUAUAUUAUCUUAAAAAUUAAUAAAUGUUAUAAUAUUGUUUCAUAUAAUUCUUCACAAACAAUACUUUUUUCAAAUGAAUGCCGCGAAUUAUGUUUCGAACAAUAUUGUCUUCUCUUUGAUAAUCAAUCAAAUAGAUCAAUUAUUAAUAUAUUCUAUUCACAAUCAUUAAACUAUCAAGAAAUUAAUUCUAUAACAAAUAAUAUAUCAUCUUAUGAUUAUUUCUUAUUUGACAAAUGUAGUACAACAAAUCGUAUUAAUAAAAUAUUAAUUAUUAUUGUUUAUGUACUUGUUGCUAUUAUUGUUCUGUUAACAAUAGUAGUUAUUUUGAAAUAUUGUAUUAGUUAUAAAUUAAAAAAAGAUCCAAAUUAUGAUCCAUAUGCUUGGCGAUGGAUAAUUGAUUGUUUUUUAUGUCAAAUUCGUCAAGAAAAUGAACACGAAAGGAAUUCGAAUAUAAUAGAAGAUUAUAAUCAAUCAAGAAUAGAGGAAGAUCAAUCUUUUUCAAAAAACAAUCUUGUUAUUUCAAUACCAAUACAUACAAUAAUUCGUAAUAGUACGAAUAAUACUCAGGAACAACGAAAUCAUGAAAGUCAAACAAGUCGUUACAGUACUAAUCAACAUUAUCCUGGCGUUUUAUAUAGAAAUAGUAGUCAAGAUCAGUGUAAGAUUGACAGUACAGAAUAUCUUGGUUAUUACAAAGAUUUGGACGAUGAUAAUUUGCCAGAUGCUAUUGAAAAUCAUAAUCAUGUGUCAUUACGACCUCAGUCUCUACUUGAUAAAUCAUCAUCUGAAGUUCAUAAUGCUUUAUCAUUAAAAUCAAGUGCUAGUGAAUACGAAGUAUUAGAAGAUAACUCAUCUCCAUCAUUAAUAAUCAUUAGAUUAUGA